Messenger RNA from Neurospora tetraspora, 1011 nucleotides. RefSeq lists its product as uncharacterized. The coding region runs from base 1 to 1011 and encodes 336 amino acids. NCBI's taxonomy places the organism in Eukaryota, Fungi, Ascomycota, Sordariomycetes, Sordariales, Sordariaceae. The record is from RefSeq and is a predicted model, not a curated record. The transcript has a single exon.
AUGUCCUCACGCAAAUCCAUCCUCAUCACCGGCGCCGGCGGUCUCGUCGGCCCCCUCCUCGCCACCCGCCUCCUCCGCGACCCCCGCUACUCCCAAUACACCAUCUACCUAACCGACCUCGCCCCACCCAUCGUCCCCUCCGGCCCCGACAUCAUCAACCCCUCCCGCGCGAUCCCCAUUCAAGGGGACAUCACCUCCCCUUCUUUCGUCUCCUCCCUCAUCUCCGCCACACAAAAAGACGGCGCAAAGUUAGCAGCAGUGUUCAUCUUCCACGGCAUCAUGUCCGCCGGGUCCGAAGCCAACUUUGAGCUCAGUUUAAAAGUCAACGUGGACAGUGUACGGUUAUUACUCGACGAAAUCCGCACCUCCGCGCCCGGGACGCGGGUCGUUUACAGCAGUAGUCAGGCUGUAUACGGCCAGCCGCUGCCAGCGGUAGUGACGGACGAUGUCAUGGCGACGCCUCAAUCAACCUACGGCGCGCACAAGCUGAUGAUGGAGACUUACAUCAACGACCUGCACCGCAAGGGAUUCAUCGAGGGAUUCGUGGUCCGCUUCCCCACUAUUUCUGUGCGGCCGGGUAAGCCGACGGCCGCUGCUUCUUCCUUUUUGUCGGGGAUCAUAAGGGAGCCGUUGGCGGGGAAGGAGUGCGUGGUUCCUAUUGAGGAUCGCAGCUUUAAGUCGUAUCUGUCGAGCCCGUCGACGAUUGCGGAGAAUUUGGUGCGGGUGUUGGAGAUGGAUAGUGACAAGUUGCCGGAGCAUAGGAGGAGUGUUAAUUUCCCGGGGAUUAGUGUGAGUGUGCAGGAGUUGUUGGAUGCGCUGGAGAAGUAUGGGGGGAAGGAGAAACUGGGGCUGGUGAGGGAGGUGAGGGAUGAAGGACUGGAGAAGGUGUUGAGGAGCUGGCCGACGGAUUUUGAUACGAGUAGGGCGGUGGGGGGGUUGGGGUUGGUGGUUGAUGAGGGGGUGGAGGGGUUGGUUGGGGAGUAUGUUGAGAGUUUGAAGCGGGAUGAGUGA